AUGAACUCAAGCAGAUCGUGUGUCCUACACUCCCACAGAAUCGAAUCAUCCGUUAAAAAUGGUGAUAAAAUAUUGAAGAUCAAGUCACAUGCAUUUACAAGAUUCUAUGUCUCAAACGAAAUCAUUUCACGGACUUUGUUCAUUUGUUGCAUUGGUGUAAAUGGGCAAUUGGGCAUUGGAAUUUGGAAGUUCUUCAAUUUCAAACUGGAGGAAAAUGAUGGAAUCAGGUUAGCCAGCGACCUAGUCUUGGAGAAGCGGGCUCGGUCGGGCUCGGCUUGUAGGGGUGUUCGUUCGGCAAUUCGAUUCGGAAGAGGUUUGGAAAUGCAAGACGAUAGAGAAAGAUCAAGAGGCCGAAGCCGUGGCGGCGGCAGCGGUGGUGGAGGAGGGGGAUCUAGUAAGGAUAAAAUUGAUGCUCUUGGCAGACUACUGACGCGGAUUUUGCGUCAUAUGGCUUCAGAGUUGAACUUGAAUAUGAGAAGUGAUGGGUUUGUCAAAGUUGAGGAUUUACUAAAGCUGAAUAUGAAAACAUAUGCUAAUGUUCCAUUAAGAUCACAUACUAUUGAUGAUGUUAAAGAGUCUGUUAGAAAAGAUAAUAAGCAGCGAUUCAGCCUCCUGGAAGAAGGUGGGGAGCUUCUGAUACGUGCUAACCAAGGCCACACAAUAAAGACAGUUGAAUCUGAAAGUCUGUUAGAACCAAUCCUUUCACCUGAGGAAAUUACAGUUCUAGAAUUGCAUCAGAACCCAGUUGUAGAAGGCCCGCCGAAGAAAAAGAAUACGAAAUUCGAUCAUUUAAUUCUGGGGUCUGCUGCCGGUCAAGGCUUGCCUAAUCGCUUGCAAUGCCAAGGCACGAAAGCGCUGAACAAGACACAUUUGCCGAACUCUUCCAGUGCCGGAGAAAGCAUUGCCUUUGUCACUGUCUUUACUGUUUAUAACCCUUCAUUAGCUGCUGACUCUAGAUUAUCAAAUUUGGUCACUGUUGGGAAUGCUUCCUACACUAAAACAGAGAGGUCAAUGGCUGUUUUGAAUGUCUUCAUUAACUUCAUCCAGGUGACAAUGCCUCGGAGCAAUGUUGUCAUUCUGACUGAUCCAGCUUCUGAUCUUUCGCUGCGUAGAAAUAGUGUCACUGUGUAUCCCAUUCAGGGUGAUUAUUCGCGAGGCAAGUUGAUGCUUCAAAGGAUCAGAUCUUACAUUACCUUUCUAGAAACUAGGCUUGACGAACUUGCUCAGAACCCAGGUCAUAUAAGUCAUUACAUCUUCACUGACUCGGAUAUAGCUGUAGUUGAUGACCUUGGACACAUGUUUAAGGAUCACCCGAACUUUCACCUGGCUCUUACCUUCCGGAACAACAAGGAGCAACCUUUAAAUUCAGGAUUUAUAGCUGUAAGGGGGACUGCUGAUGCAAUUUUAAGGGCAAAGAUUUUCCUUCAAGAAGUACUAAAAGUUUACAGUUCCAAGUUUAUGAAUGCUUCUCGAAUGCUUGGAGAUCAGUUAGCUCUUGCCUGGGUUGUAAAAUCUCACCCUGGAUUUGAUUUGAGAAGAUUUACCAAAGCACAGGCUUUUCUAGAAAAUAUUGGUGGUGCUUCAGUGCUAUUUCUACCAUGUGCCACAUAUAAUUGGACACCUCCUGAGGGGGCAGGCCAAUUUCAUGGCAUGCCUUUGGAUGUCAAGGUUGUUCAUUUCAAGGGAUCAAGGAAGCGCCUAAUGCUGGAGUCUUGGAAUUUUCUCAGUUCCUCUUCUGACAUUUUUGAUAUGUUAUGCCUUAUUCUAUUGAGUGGGAGAACAAAGUACGAUUUUUGA
Molecule: messenger RNA, 1797 nt
Organism: Dovyalis caffra
Lineage: Eukaryota; Viridiplantae; Streptophyta; Magnoliopsida; Malpighiales; Salicaceae
Source: the annotation of a GenBank genome assembly